UCUCCUCGCUCUUCCCACACCGCCCUCGGCCGCUCCCUCUCGUACGCCCGUCUGAGGGGGAAUCGAGCGCGGAACGCAUCGAUAGCUCUGCCCUCUGCGGCUUCCCGGCCCCGAACUCAUCGGUGUGCUCGGAGCUCGAUUUCCCUAGGCGGCGGCCGCGGCGGCGGAGGCAGCAGCGGCGGCGGUGGCGGCUGUGGCGGCGGCGGCGGCGGUGGCGGCUGCUCGGCCAGUACUCCCGGCCCCCGCCAUUUCGGACUGGGAGCGAGCGCGGCGCAGGCUCUGAAGGCGGCGGCGGGGGCCAGAGGCUCGGCAGCUCCCAGGUGCGGGAGAGAGGCCUGCUGAAAAUGACUGAAUAUAAACUUGUGGUAGUUGGAGCUGGUGGCGUAGGCAAGAGUGCCUUGACGAUACAGCUAAUUCAGAAUCACUUUGUGGAUGAAUAUGAUCCAACAAUAGAGGAUUCCUACAGGAAGCAAGUAGUAAUUGAUGGAGAAACUUGUCUCUUGGAUAUUCUCGACACAGCAGGUCAAGAGGAGUACAGUGCAAUGAGGGACCAGUACAUGAGGACUGGGGAGGGCUUUCUUUGUGUAUUUGCCAUAAAUAAUACUAAAUCAUUUGAAGAUAUUCACCAUUAUAGAGAACAAAUUAAAAGAGUCAAAGACUCUGAAGAUGUACCUAUGGUCCUAGUAGGAAAUAAAUGUGAUUUGCCUUCUAGAACAGUAGACACAAAACAGGCUCAGGACUUAGCAAGAAGUUAUGGAAUUCCUUUUAUUGAAACGUCAGCAAAGACAAGACAGGGUGUUGACGAUGCCUUCUAUACAUUAGUUCGAGAAAUUCGAAAACAUAAAGAAAAGAUGAGCAAAGAUGGUAAAAAGAAGAAAAAGAAGUCAAAGACAAAGUGUAUAAUUAUGAACCUGGUCCUUUUAAUGGAAAAACAGUAUUCACAAACUACAGCCUAGAUGGAAUAUUUUAGAAACCAGGAUCUGGAUGCUAGAAAUGCUCAUUACUAUUGCAUUGUCACUGUUCCCAGGUCCUCUAAGUGGACAAUGCUACAAGUGUAUG
This is a messenger RNA of Lemur catta (Ring-tailed lemur), 1059 nucleotides long. It is a transcript of the gene KRAS, whose product is annotated as KRAS proto-oncogene, GTPase. Gene Ontology annotation, cellular component: plasma membrane. The record is from RefSeq and is a predicted model, not a curated record. Bases 345 to 956 code for a protein of 203 amino acids. Gene Ontology annotation, molecular function: GTPase activity; GTP binding; GDP binding. Lineage: Eukaryota; Metazoa; Chordata; Mammalia; Primates; Lemuridae. Gene Ontology annotation, biological process: Ras protein signal transduction. The transcript has 6 exons.